AAAAUGUCUUCGAUACCUCCUGAAAUUUUCAAGUUUGUGACUUGCAAAGCUGUAGGGGACUUGCCCAACCUGUCUUCUAAAAGCCCAGCGAUCAUUUCGAAGAGCAAUCAGAAUUCGGUUGCCUGCGCCAAUAAAUAUGACCUAUUGGUUGCGGCGUUGAAUGUUCCGAGGGCCUCUCUGUCGUCAUUUACAGUGAAGAAUUUUGACGAACAUCAAGAAGCUACUCAACAUUGGGGGUUGAUUAAUGGGUUGAGUUUUCCUCUCACUUUAAAUCAAAACUGCUCAUCAGUGCUGCACGUUCUGUUCUCUUGGGACGACCAAUUGUUUGUCACCAUCGCCCAGGAAAUUAACUCGAUAAUGAUGCGUUACUUUUUGACAGAUGGUCUGAAUGAAUUAGGAUCACAUGAUUUUGGACAGAUUUGCCCAACAUGUAUUAAAUCCAACCCGUGUGGCAAUGUUUUUGCGGUCUGCAUGAACGACAGAAGUGUUCAAAUUUGGAACUUCGAAAGUCGAAAACUCUCUGUGACCCUGAACAAGCAACUUAAUGCUUCUUGUGCUUCUUGGAGUCCAAAAGGCAAACAGCUAUUAGUAGGAUGUCUUGAUGGAAAGUUUUUGCAAGUUACGCCAACUGGAGACAUCAAACGAGUUGUACAACACUCGCCUGAAAAUACAAGAGUUCUUAACAUCAUAUGGAUUGCGACGUUCCAUUUUGUUUGUGCCUAUGAUCGGGAUCCUGAUCUUGGAUACUUCAGUGUAGUGUUGCACAAGGAUCCUCAACAAGUACCAGUCUAUACAGAGAUUCAAGAUGUCAUUAUGAGUAGUUUUGAUAUUGACCCAAACAUCGAGUUGAUAGCCUUUAUGCACUUUAUACCUGAAUGGAAACUGAUAAUUUGUGCAAGCUCGAAGUCAAGUGAAAUCGGAGUAAUAGCUCAUUUGAAGCACAGCGAUACAUGGGAUUGUUUGAUGUUAGAUGAAAAUGCCCGAGCACAGUUACCAGUGCCUAAAGAUUCGAUUAAAGACCCUCUAUGCGCCGGCUUGGCUGUUAGCUUCUGUUCGCAAAGAUUUGUCGGAGCUGUAACAACCGCGGACGGUGAAACAAAACCAGGUAAACAAUACCCUGUUUUGUUCGCGCUUACUCAUUUUGGGUCUGUUCACGCGUUUUCAAUUGCUUACGAUUUGCCAGACAAUCCACUGUUGAAUAUACAACCAUUGAAGUUUGCGAGAUUAAAUCUUCAGCAGCCGGGAGUAAUCAACCAAUCCGGGUCUCAAAGUUUGAAGUCUCAAGCAAUGAACCAAAUUACGAGCCAUCGGCCAGUUCUGAUCCAGAAUCAGCAUCAACCAGUAUCUAUGGCUCAGCAACCUGAAUUGGUCAAUUCUGUUAACCAGUUCACGCCUAAUAAAAUAUCGUCUCAGAAUACGGUGUCUAAAGGUCCUUCGGUCCAAAAAGUUGCUCAAAGGCAGAAUAAGGAAAAUGAUGGCCACCAACCUCUGCAGAUGCAGAAUUUAUCAGGCGUUUCGAAAGUGGAAAAUAAACAACCGGACGCUGCUCAGGCGAUAAAGGAGAAACAAAAAUUAGAAGAAGCGGCUCAAAAUCAAGAGUUGAUCAAAGCGACAAAAAACAUUAUGGAUGCAUUUUCAAGCGACCUUGAAAAACUGAAACUCGAGGCGGCAAGUCAGAAACCUAUAGCAGAUAAGUCAUACGCUCCGCUGCAAAAUAACACACAAACUAAUGAGAAGUUUAAAAAUGAACUAAAAAUUCAACUCGAUAGUUUGAUCUACGAUGUACAAAUGUUGAAGAAUUCUCAUCUGCAUACAUUUAACAUUGCGAAAAGAGCAAAAGUAUUUCAAGAACGGCAUAAUGAUGAAAAAUACGAGUCGUACUUGAAAAGUGCCCCCUUACCACCUGAAUUGCAAAAACUGGCGGAUUCUAUACAGAGUAGCGAAGGUUUCAUACAGCUCAGAUCGAAUGAAGUUUUGUCCAUGAUCGAAAGUCUAGCCUCACGUGAACGAAAGAUGAAGAAAGGAGAAACUGAAUACUACACGAUGAUAAAUGCUGUCUUGCAGAACAACUACAAAACUAUAAUGGCUUUGGGGCAAAAGUUGGACAAUUUAGCAGCUAAGUAUGACCGAAAAUGCGAUAUGACAACAUUCGACGGCUGUGGUGAUAGUCUAGGCUUAUACUCAAAAAGAGGCGAGAUGUCAACCUUAGAUAUAAAUUGUUCUCUGAAGGGUUUAAAUCUUUCAGUUGACGAUAGCACUGUUGGAGGGAUAAGACCUGAAUCGAACAGAUCAAAGGAAACAGAUCCGGAAAGUAUAUCAGCUUUGAGGGAUUAUUUGUCCAGAAGAACACAAGCACCAGUGACACGAGUUGCAGUUGAGCCUAAAAAUAUCAAAAUUGAACAUGUUAAUCUGAGUGGAAAAGGUUUGGAAGAUGUUAAAUCAUCAACUGUGUGGGGGAAAUCAGUUUUGAACUUCGAUGAGCAAUCUAGUUCUUCUGCAAAAGAGCAAUGGGAUAAUAGCGGGCAACUUCAAUCAUCAAAAGGUGAAGAUAGAGUAAGGAUGUUAGAGAAGCUUCGCGAAAGUGUCUAUUUGAGUCAGCAACCUCCAUCUGACAAGGACGCACCAGUAGUCAACGUCAAAGAUUUGAACCUCGUAUCGUCGGCAAACGCUACGAAAACAGUUCCUGGGAGUCUUUCACACUAUCAGCAGCCAAACUUAAACGUAAAGCAAGCAGAACUUAAUGUGCAACUGCAAGUCAAGCCGAAUCUUGGGUUCUCAAACGUCCAAUCGACACAGAAACCGGAGAACAAACCAGUCCCUGUGGUUCCCUCGAACCAGUCCUUGCUAUUUCCAGGACAUGAAAGAGGCGCGAACGCUAGUGCAUUUACAAAACCAGUGGCAGGAUUAGGAUUUGCGUUGGCUAAAGAUCAGGAGCCGAAGUUUGAGAGUCAAAAUUUUGUGAACGCAGAGAGUUUGAAUACAAGUGCAAAUGUUCCUGCUUCCCCUAAGCCCAAGAGAGACGAUACUCAACAGAAAUUCAAUAGUGGUCCUCCUAAUGCGUCAGCUUCAAAUCUCCAGCCGUCUUCUAUGCAAAAACAGCCAGCAUCAGGAGCAAGUAUUUUUGGAGUUCCGAUGAAAUCUGCUACUGGUGCAACGGUAAAUGAAGCGGCAAAAGAAAUGCCACCAAAUGUUGUGCUUUCAGCCAGUGCAAAUGAAAACACGCUUCACACGUUCUCAAAGCAGAAUAUUGCGAACAUGGGAAAUAUUAUGAAAAGUGCAUCUAGUCCAAACCUGAAUCCCGUGGGACAGGGCUCUAUGCAUCAAGGCCAAUCUCAAAUUAAACUGGGAAGCUUUUUUGGGAAUGUCGGGAAGCCCCAAGAUUGCAAAGAUGCUCCUGAUAGCAUUUUAAAAUCGAUGCUGGAACCGAUUAGCAACAAGCCACUGGAUACAAAUACGGCACAAAAGAACAAGUCCAGUAUUUUUGGAUUGCCGUAUGCUAGUGAAACUCCCUUUACAACUGCGAGUGAUCUGAACACCAAACCUUCAAGCGCAAAUGAAAGUACAAAAAUACCACAAUCAAUACUGGGUUUGCCAAACGAAAAUGAAGGAACCGAAACGCCACAAUCGAUACUGGGUUUGCCUGCGUCUGCAACGGCAAACAAUGCAGAACAGACGAAUACAAGCAAACUAAGUUUAUUUAGUCUCCCCCCACAACAAAAAAGUAAUGAAGGACUUUCAAUUUUUGGUAAACCCAAUGUUCAAAUGGGCCAAUCGAUCUUUUCUGGCGUCAAUUCAACGUCGAACUCGAGUAAUAUUUUGAACCUGGGGCGAAAUAGUACAAGUGACUCAUCUAAUAACUCUCAACUAAAAGCUAAUGAGAAUACAACAGAAACAAGCACACAAAGCACACAUGUAGCGGAUACAACCUCUUCAAUAUUCGUGAAUGCUGCGUCAAUAUUUCCAUCAAAUGAUACAAAAAAUACGUCAUUACCUGCUAGUUCUUCUCAAGGUAUGGCCCUUACCAGCCAAUCUAAAUUAUUUGGACGACAAGGAGCCGCACCCACAUCGGCAUCAGAUUCUUUUUUCAGUCUGCCCAAAACGAGCUCGGUUCCGUCGUUUCAAACUGCAUCUAUUCUGACUAGCGAACCUAUCAAAUCGAACUCUUCCCAAUCAGUAUUAGGUAUUCCUGCCCCAUCUAAAUCAGAAGUAACAACGUAUGCUCCAGCAUUGAAUCCGGUCUUAUCGCAUCCUGCAACAGCGACCAAUGCCGCGGCAAAUGAUCAACCUGGACAGCCGGUUCUUCCUUCGUCGGCGACAUCGUUAGUAUCCACAGGUGCUCACAAUACCACGCUAACAUCUAGUCAGCAAGCACCUGCUUCAGCUGUCUCAAGUCAAGUUUCGAAUAUCGACCGAAAAACACCUGCAGCUGCUAAUGUACCUGAAUUAAAUCCUUAUACUCCUGUAUCUGCACCAGCCACUACCACUGGAAAUCCUGGUUCAGUUUCUGGCCAAAGUACGACUGUAAGCACAGAAUCUGGACAGGCUUCGCUUUUUGGCACGCUAGCGACGCAAAAUAACCAGAAUGGUACUUUGCAAACACAAGCGAGCAAUUCAUCCAGUCAAAUUACUUCGCCGUUUGGUCAAACUACAUUAAAUGCGGCAGCCUCAAAUAAGUCACUUUUUUCCACACCAUCAAGCGUCCCUUUUGGGUUACAGUCUGUUGCCACUACCAAUCAGUCUUCGAUCUUUGGACAAAGUACAGCACAAGCAGCUGAUAAACCCUCAGAUGCUGGAAGUUUAUUUGGAGGAAGUGCUUUUUCAGGUCUCGGAGGUGGCGCCAAUGCUCAACAAAAGUCAUCCAACGUUUUUGGAAGUCCAUUUGGUGGAUCAUCGGUUGCUCUAACUUCAGAUGCCUCUACUGCAGCAUCACCUUUUGCACAAAAUGUUUUUGGAGCUGGAACACAACAGUCACAAGGAAGUGUGUUUGGGAGCUCAGGAGCUAAUAAUGGUAGCUCAGUGUUUGGAUCCCAAAGCGCUAGAACAAAUGUCUUUGGAUCCCCUGCAGCUGCUCCUGUAUCUGGAAGUCCUUUUGGUGCAACAUCUGGUGGAUCUGUUUUUGGUCAAACCGGAGGUUCGCCUUUUGGUUCAGGCACAGUAACGACCACAGGCAGCGUAUUCGGUAAAUCUGUUGCAUCACCUGCAGCUGGUCAGAGUGCUUUUGGAACUUCGACAGCUUUCGGGGGAUUACAAGGAACUGGAGCAUUUGGCAGUAAAACAGUGUUUGGAAUUGGUGUUUCGAAUCCAGCUUUUGGUGGUGGUGCAGUUUUUGGAGCCGGAAGGUCCAAUUCGGUUUUCGGAGGAGCAGCAGCUCCAAGCAGUGGAGGACUUUUUGGAGGUACCUCCACGGGAUCCAACGUGCCAACUUUUGGAGCUUUAGCUUCAGGAAUGGGCUCUGGUGCUCCAGCUUUCGGAAGUGCAGCUUCUAGUGGAAAUUCUGGAUUUGGUUCGAGCGCUUUUGGAAGUGCAAUGUCAGGAAGUGCUUUUGGAGCAGCUAAUGUGCCUAAAAGCAGUUUUUCAUCUUGGAGAUAAAUGUAGUUGCUCCCGAAAAGACUGUCAUUAAAUCACAGUGUCCCUGCUAUUGAACUUAAUUCGAAAUAACUUUUGUUUGUUUUCGCUUUUAUUUAUACUAAUAAUA
Symsagittifera roscoffensis is the source of this 5695-nucleotide messenger RNA. RefSeq names its product nuclear pore complex protein Nup214-like. The transcript has a single exon. Gene Ontology annotation, molecular function: protein binding. The record is from RefSeq and is a predicted model, not a curated record. NCBI's taxonomy places the organism in Eukaryota, Metazoa, Xenacoelomorpha, Acoela, Convolutidae. The coding region runs from base 4 to 5589 and encodes 1861 amino acids.